Messenger RNA from Nasonia vitripennis (jewel wasp), 3173 nucleotides. Its product is annotated as adenomatous polyposis coli protein. Bases 475 to 3045 code for a protein of 856 amino acids. The transcript is spliced from 5 exons. Gene Ontology annotation, biological process: negative regulation of microtubule depolymerization; cell fate specification; negative regulation of canonical Wnt signaling pathway. Lineage: Eukaryota; Metazoa; Arthropoda; Insecta; Hymenoptera; Pteromalidae. Gene Ontology annotation, molecular function: microtubule binding; beta-catenin binding; gamma-catenin binding. Gene Ontology annotation, cellular component: cytoplasmic microtubule; beta-catenin destruction complex; catenin complex. The record is from RefSeq and is a predicted model, not a curated record.
CAGUGCAACACAUUAUAUAGUAGAAGUAGAACAACUUCAGUCAUGUGAGGAGGUUAGAUGGAACUAUGCUUCCAUAAUAAUAUGCCUUUUAUGCCGUUAAUAUUUACGUUCUGAGAAUGUAAUUAUUUAAGUUUUAUUUUACUUUCUUUACGCGAACUCCAUGGAUACUUGUCAGCAAAAAAUAUCAUGAGGAUAUCCAAGAUUAUAACUUUUUUAUUCGCUACUCGUUGAUUUUUUAGCAACUUUUAUUAUUUAUUCAAAUUCAAACAAGUUAAAUAAUGUUUGCAAUCUAUUAUCUAAGGUAAAUGGAGCAAGAAAUAUUUUUUGUAUACAAAUAAAAGUCAACAAAUGAUACUCUACUUCAAGUGCUAUGUAAGAUACAUAAAGUUUAAGAAAUAAGAUGGAUGUUUGAAGAUCUUUUGAAAUCAAGAACAAGGCUUGAAUGAGAAUAAUCAAGUGUGUAUCCAUGAAAAUAUGGACAAAGUAGUAAGCAACAAUGUUGAAUCUUACUCGAACGAGGAAGAUCAAGAAUCAUCUUCCAAAGAUUAUGGAGGAGAUGAAAGAAGCAGUAUUGAGUUAGCAAGCAGUUCCAAUGAUUCUAAUUGCUGGUACCCACGCGAACGUGUGGGGGAGAAAAUUGAUUCACGGCAGAGAUGGAGCUUUGGAUCGGAUAUUUCUGUUGAAGCAGUUGAAAAUAUGCAAAAUCGUCUAUGUUGCUCACCUGUAGAUGAAUUUGAUUCUACAAUUAGCAGUGAAAAUGAAGAUUUAAUUGUAAAUAAUACAGACGAAACAGAUGAAUCCUACAAAAGUUACAUUCAAGUUUCUCCAGCAGCUUCACCAAUUUUUAACGAAGCAGCAUUGAGCAGCGACAAUAAGAAACAAAACAAAAACCAUGAUGUAGAUACAGCAGAUGAUGAAUUAAUAGAUUAUUCUAAAAGGUAUACGACAGACACUUCUAUGUCUAUUCAAAGACAGCAGCAACAGAGAAAUAUUGUAGUUAAUAGAGUAACCAGACAUGUGCCUGAAAAGAAAUCAGUUAAUAAUAGAUCUAAAGUUGAUCCUUUUGGAGAUUAUGCUGAGACAGAUUUGGAUCAGCCCACAGAUUAUAGCUUACGUUAUGCAGAAGAAGACACGGACGAAGAGGAGACAGAGGAUCCUCGAUUUUAUUGUACAAGUGAACAAGAAGAUACAGUAAAAAGUUACUAUACAGAAGGAACACCCUAUCAAACGCCUUGCAACUUUUCCAAUGCCACAUCAAUGUCAGAUCUGCUAUCACUGGAGGACUGCAAUAAAGAAGAAGCAACCUACAGACGACAAUUUCUCAGAGGACAGAGGCAUGAAACGACGGACAAGUCGGAGAAGGGUAUAACAAUAAAAGACUGCAGAGCUCGCCCAAGACGCAAAUUCGUUUCCGAGGACUCGAGGAUUCCAAUCCUGCAAGAAACUCCAGAGACGUGCGAUAAACGGGUUAACGAUAGAAAAUUAGAAAAACUUGGCACUCCUCCUCAAUCGCCAGCCGAGCAAUGUGACAAGGACAAGGAGAACAAAGCUGCGACAUUCAAUGUGGAGGAAAAUAAUUACGCGCAGGAGACACCGUUGAUGUUCUCCCGCUGUAGCUCUCUAGAUUCCCUCAGCGAUUUCGAGCAGCACUCGAUCCAUGACGACCGCAGUUCCGUGAUCAGUGACUUCAGUCACCGAACCAGCGGUGUAGUAUCUCCGAGUGAACUGCCAGAUUCGCCGACUCAGACUGUACCGCCAAGCCCGCGUAGAAUAAAACAACAAAAUACUCAGAAUCAUCCGCCGCAGAGAAUGCCACUUAUUACAAGGCCGCCUUUGCGAAAACCUCCCGACCAGCAACAUCACAACGACAAUAAGAUACAUCUGAUGAGUGCAGGCAUCCUUCGCGAGUCGAACAAUCUGGAGCCUGUUAAUAGCUUCUUCCAGGAUGGAUUGGUUUCAUUCAAGGAAGAAUCAAUGCCCGUUAAAGCGCGAUCAACAACAGGUAGUAUGCUCAGCGCGCUGACCAUCGACGACGAGCUCGAGGACACGAGGGACAACCGCGAGAUCAUCAACAGGAUCGCGGCAAUCAGGGUUAGGACGAGUGCAGCUGGUAUGCACCAAGCGCCGAUGCAGAAGCAGAGCCAUAACAACUCGUUCGAAGAAUCGGAAGUAAACAAUAAACCGUCCCGCCAGCCCCAAGGCAGCAACGCGUCGAACAGAAAUAUAGCCUAUAUAAAUCAUUGCCUGCUAGUACCAUCCUCUAAAGAAGAAGUGAUCUACGCAAACGAGGAGGAGGAAAACGACUACAUGCCGGCCUAUGCAAACAAAGAACCUCAGCAGAACAACAGAUACCGCGAGUCUUUCAAGGAUCCUUGGUAUGAUGAUAGUUUAAAAACCGACAAUCGCAAUCACUCGAACAGACAACUCUCCAGAAGCCCCGUAAUGAAACGCAAUUGCGACGUCUCUUCUAAUCAAAGGUUGGACGUCGACGAAAUCAUAGCUCUGGACACUAUGAGGAUCUACUGCACUGAAGAUACGCCGACUUACGUUUCUCCAUACGGAUCGCAAUCGAAUCUCUCUGCUUUGUCGGUGCUAAGUAUCUCCGAUGGUGAGGAGUUCUACGGAGCUAAUUUCAAUUAUGAGGAUGAGCAGCCCAUGAGAACUUUCUACCGGGCGGAAAGAUCCAGCAGUCCCGCCUACGAUUACAACUCCGUGGCGAGUUCCGACGAUUACUCCGAGGAGGACGAUCGAAGAAUCGAUGUGUCACCUUUUGAUUCGCAAAUGAACCUCAAUAGCUUCUCCUUGCUGUGCAUCGAGGAGGAAAGCGAAGAAGAAGACGAGGAAGAGGAGGCGAGCAAUGAGACUGAUAAAUCGGCCAGGGAUGACUCCGGCGCCGACGACAAGGAGGCCAAUGCCUAUAAGCGGCUGUCCUACGAGAACUCAGAUUACUCCGAUGAGGAUCAACAGGUGCUCGAAGAGUUUGUUAAGUUAGGAAUGUCAAAGGUCACUCGGCGGAAAGAUGAUUCCGACGUUGACAAGCAGUGACAAUUGUUCUUAGUAUAUUGAAUUCUGUUGCCACUUUUUAAGAGAAUUUACCCUCAAUGAACUGUACUCUUAUAUAUUGUAAAAAGAUUGAUGAAUUUUACAGUGAAAUAAAUUUAAUUUUUUAUGUA